This is a messenger RNA of Symbiodinium sp. CCMP2592, 1119 nucleotides long. The record is from the annotation of a GenBank genome assembly. Lineage: Eukaryota; Dinophyceae; Suessiales; Symbiodiniaceae.
AUGGCUUCUUGUUGUCCGCCUGACUCAUGGCCGCGUGCUGCAGAGGACGGAUACAAGGCGACGGGCGAGCUCAGCACCAUCGGUGAUUUGCCAGUGUACAUCUCUGGCAAGCCUGGCCCUCGUGCCAUUAUCGCUUUUCAGGAAGUGUUUGGUCUGAGCUCGAACAUCAAGCGGAUCUGCGACAUCCUGGCUCAGGCAGGCUUUUUUGUGGUUUUCGUGGACAGCUUUCGUGGCGACACGCUUCCAGAGGAUGGUUCUUUCUCUAAGAUGACCUUCACGACGGACAAGGCGGGUCCAGACGUUCCUUACACCGGGCUCGUCCUCAGGGCCCUUGAGAGCUUGAUGUGUGGUAUUUGGCCGGCCUGUUUGGAAGGAAUGCGGAUCAGCAACAUCCGUCAGGUCUUCACAUUCAUGAAGAAGUACCCAUGGGAAACUUGCAUCCGAAAGGACACUGAGAUGGUCUUGGCAUGGCUGCGUGAGAAAGGCUGCACAAGCGUUGGCGCGAUUGGCUUCUGCUGGGGAGUCUGGGCAUUUUGCAAAGCAUCCUCGGAAGGUCUCCCCUUGAAGGCUGGGGUCGGCCCACACCCCAGCAUCCAUGUGGAGAACUCUGUAUUCAGUGGGAGCGAGAUGGGGAUGAUUGAAAAGGUCCAGAUGCCGGUGCUGCUGCUCCCUGCCGGCAACGAUCUGCAAACAUACAAGCCCGGGGGGAAAGUCGCUACGGCUUUGGAAAAGAAGGGUGGCGCCUGUCACUUGUACCCUGAAAUGCGGCAUGGCUAUGCUGCGCGAGGGAAUCUGACACUGCCAGCCGUCAAGAGUGCCAACCAGGAAGCACAGCGGCUGGUCUUUCGGCUUCUUCCUGGUCCGUACUGGAGCCUACUGCAGAGGCUGGAUCAGCUGGCAGAGCCCCUGGCGAUACGAACUGCCAAGGGGGAGCGGCCUACGAAUGACGACAUACGCAGAUUGGCGAAUGUCAUGUACGAAACUGAUCAAAUCAAACGUGGCAGCAUGUGGGACACCGACAUGACGGACCAGGGUGCUCGCAUGUGGGGCGAGCUGGCACAUGACGAAGCCCUGCGCAUAGCCAACUCCUCAGCCAAGAGGUCAGCGUUGUCCGCAUAG